This is a messenger RNA of Heteronotia binoei (common prickly gecko), 5868 nucleotides long. It is a transcript of the gene NELL2, whose product is annotated as neural EGFL like 2. The transcript is spliced from 20 exons. NCBI's taxonomy places the organism in Eukaryota, Metazoa, Chordata, Lepidosauria, Squamata, Gekkonidae. The coding region runs from base 2728 to 5178 and encodes 816 amino acids. Gene Ontology annotation, molecular function: protein binding; calcium ion binding. The record is from RefSeq and is a predicted model, not a curated record.
CUCUUCAUCUUUUUAAAAAAACAAACAGGAAAUCUUCCUUGUGUAGAAAUUAAUCACUGUGGAAAAUAUUUAAAGAGCAAAAUGCCAGGGCUCGUAUCUGCCUCUUACACCAGUGACCAAAAGAUAAAUCUUCUUGCCCCAAUGGUAACUUUCUUUCUGCUCUUAAUAAUUUUAUUAGACAUGUAGAAAAACCAUAUGAAGACAGUUAAUUAAAAUAAUAAGUGUUGCAACUGAUUAUACAAAUAACCUCCUAUAAAAUGAGUCAUCCACCAUCAUCAUUAAUGCAACAUUUUGGAUACCUCCUAGUACAGCCUGCCUUUCUGCACAUCUUCAGAAACACUUUUCUUUCCCUGGUGUAUCCUACUGCUGACCCUCUCCAUUCCAGAACCUAAUUCAUAGUACUUCAUGCUCUUGAUGAUGAACAUCUUCUUUAAAAGUUGUGCCAUUUCUCUAAUAUUUGGUCAAGGACUGAAUGAACCCAAUUACAAGGAUGUGCUAUGCCUGGACUGCAAAAGAGCAUGUGCAGAGAAACUUUUUCACACAACUGGCCCACAUUAAUCCAGCUUUCCCCUGCAGUCUGGAGCCUUAAAAGGGUCCCUUUCUCUGCUUUUUCUUUCGCGCUAUUUCCCUUGAGUUUAGUGGGUGUUCCAUAGCCAAAGGCAUUGCCAAGGGGACUCUUGGUACAGUGUCUGUUCAAAGCUUUUGUCCCUUUGAGGAGGAUGAGCAGCAGCAGAGUUAUUCUUUCCUCUUCCCCCAUUUAGUCUAGCAUGAGGCAGGGAUGGAGGGAGGAACAUGCGUUGGAAAGAUGGCACGCACUAGGAUGUGCCCAGACCAGGACUUGCAUUUGCUUUUGCUCUGUGGAAUACCUGUAGCCUGAUUUUCCCAGGCAAGAGACUGAAGUGGUAAAGGUCUGCGGUCAAGGCAGUAGAAUGGAUCACACCACUUCAGGCUGCAGGAGAAGCAUUACAUGUUGGAAGAUUAUGUUAAAAGCUCCACCACCACAUGUAAGAAGAGGUGGUCGCUUUCUGCAUUUGAAUUUUGAAACCACCUGCAGCCUGCAAUGGCACAGUCCAUUUCUCUGCUGGGUAAACCAGCCGGCAGUUGAACCAGCCUCCGCGCCGUCCCCGCCCAGCGUUUAGAGUCGGGAUGCGGUUGCAGGGCUCCCCUAGUUGGCCAGGCCAACUCCCAGGGCAUUCCAGCAGCCUCCGGGGGGCGGGAUUUUGCUGCCUCUCUCCUUCCUGGUGGCGGGCAGCACGGCAAAUGGCCUGUCUUCUGAGGCUUCUUCAACUUUGCGAUUUGAAAGUCCCCGACGCAAGACAAAGAUCACUUCUGGCAGCGCUUUAGCUCGACCCAGCAUUUUAACCCCGCUGUCGCUUUGCUUGGCAGCCCAGCUAUGUCGGCAGUGGACCGCUUCGCGCCACUGUCUCUCCCCUUGCCUGUUAAAUCCGCGGCGUCUCUGCAGUCGGGAAGUCUGCGAGGUGGGAGAACGAAGGCGCAGCUGUUGCCCGACGCCGCGCAGGCCUGGCCCAAGGGAGCGCGACAACCCGGCUUCUGACCACACGUGGGCGGACCUCGCGCGCGCCAAGGGCCUCCCUGCCCCCGCCCCCUCCCGCGUGCCUCAGAAAGAAGCCUGCAGUUUGAUGAACGGCAGACGAACGUGUGCAUGAGACAGAGCAGGCUUUCAGCCAUGGAAAUGCUGUCAUCCGGAGCGGCAGGCGACGAACAUACCGGCGUGAAUCCCACCGAGCGUGCAGGCGUCCCACGCGGCCUCUGAGGCACUUGCUUGCUUGACAGACUCGAAGGGCAGCUAGUCCCUGGCGAAACCUUCCUCAGAAUAGACCGGGAUUUGCGCGCGCGCCCUGGGACCAAUCGCUUGUCUCCGGGCCGGGAUUCGCCGUAUUAAUAAAACGCCCGGGUCUUCUGCACCCCCCCCCCCCCGCGCCAGAAAGUGUCGGCGGCUACUAGUCCCCGCGCACUUGGGCGCAGGCAAGCGAGGUCCCCAGGUGUGCGCGCGCGCCUAGCUUCUGGGCAGGGCUCUCUUCCUCAGCGCCGAAACCAACGCCGCCAGGCCCAGCGCAGCUCGUCGGGCUCUUGUUGCAAUCCCGGCUGGAAGAGCUGCCUCGAGCGAGGCACGCGCGCCUGUGAAAAGAGGGCGGGCGGGCGCCUGCCUGCCGAAGGAGCUUCCUUCCCGCUCACUGGCCUGUCAUCAUUGGCCGCCGCCGCCCGCCCCCGCCUCAGCGCCGUCGACUUCUCUGCCUCUUGAUGCUGCCGGCGGGGAGGAGCCAGGCAGCCUCGAGCUCCAGCUGCUGGUAGCGCUCCGGGUGACGGCGACUGGCGUUGGAGACGGACCCAGCCAGCCAAGGACCGGCACGCCUCGGGCUCUUCCUCCUCGCCGGAGCAGUUGCGGCUCUCGCGCUCCAUUGUCUCCGCCUGCUGCCGACAGGUUCCCCCCGCGCGUUGCCUUCCUCUUGGCGCCAUUCCGGGCGGUUUUGCGGAGCGGCUUGCUCGCUGGCUUCGCGCUGCUGUUCGCUGAGCCCUCCGGGAGGAUGCUGCGGGCUUUGGCGGCUCCCCGUCGUCCCCUCGCCGCCUGGAGCCCCACUUGCUGCUGAGGCGAAGACGACCCGACGGGUGGCGGCCCAGGACGAUUUCUCUCCCACCCCGUUUUCCAAUCGCUAUUUAUAUUCCCAAAAGAGGAUUAUGGACUGAUCGCCCAUUUCUUCUUGCGCUAUGGAGCCGCGGGUCUGCUUAAGCGCCUUGUGCUUGCUCGGCAGUCUGGCUUCAGUUCUAGGCUUUGGCGUGGACCCUUCGGUGCAGAUCGACGUGCUGACCGAGUUACAGCUGGGAGAUUCUGUGGCUGGAGUGUUGCAAGUGCAAGGACUGCACAACGGGAGCAAAGCGUUCAUCUUCCAAGGUACUUCAAGAAGUAUAAAAGCAUCUCCUGAGAAAGCUGAACUUUUUUCCCAGAAGCUAAGGAAUAAACAUGAAUUCACAGUUUUGGUAACACUCAAACAAGCUCGUUUAAAUUCAGGAGUUAUUUUUUCAUUUCACCACUUCGAUCAUAGGUACUUGGAACUAGAAAGCAGUGGUCAUAGAAAUGAAAUCAGAUUGCACUAUCGGUCAGGAAGCCAUCGGUCACGCACAGAAGUGUUUCCUUACAUUUUGGCAGAUGACAAGUGGCACCGGCUGUCUUUAGCAAUCAGUGCAUCACACUUGAUUUUGCAUGUGGACUGCAAUAAGAUUUAUGAGAGGGUGGUGGAAAAACCCUAUAUGGACUUACCAGUUGGCACAGCAUUUUGGCUAGGACAAAGGAACAGUGCUCAUGGUUACUUUAAGGGCAUAAUGCAAGAUGUGCAAUUACUUGUCAUGCCUCAAGGAUUUAUUUCUCAGUGCCCAGAUCUUAAUCGCACAUGCCCAACCUGUAAUGAUUUCCAUGGACUUGUGCAGAAAAUAAUGGAGCUGCAGGAUAUUUUAGCCAAAACCUCUGCCAAGCUGUCACGAGCUGAGCAGAGGAUGAAUAGAUUGGAUCAGUGCUAUUGUGAAAGAACCUGCACUAUGAAAGGCAUAACCUACAGAGAAUUUGAAUCUUGGACAGAUGGCUGUAAGAACUGCACUUGCAUGAAUGGUUCUAUCCAGUGUGAAGCACUGAUUUGUCCAGUUACUGAUUGCCCACCUAAUUCUGCUCCUACAUAUGUUGAUGGCAAGUGUUGUAAGGAAUGCCAAGCCACGUGUACGUUUGAAGGCAAAACCUACUUUGAAGGUGAAAAAGACAUUGUACAUUCAAACUCAGGGGGCUGUAUUCUGUUUGAAUGCAAGGACCACAAAAUGCAACGUGUAGUGAAGUCAGAUUGUCCUAUCUUGAACUGUCUUGAAUCUCAGCAAAUGUCCUUGUCUAAUAGUUGCUGCAAAGUUUGUAAAGGCCACAACUUUUGCUCUGAAGGACAGAAGUGCUUGGAGAAUUCAUUCUGCAGAAACCUCAAUGAUAGGGCUGUCUGUAGCUGUCGAGAUGGUUUCCGAGCCCUUCGAGAGGACAAUGCAUAUUGUGAAGAUAUUGAUGAAUGUGCUGAAGGAAGGCAUUACUGUCGGGAGAAUACCGUGUGUGUAAAUACACCAGGAUCGUUCAUGUGCAUCUGCAAAACAGGUUACAUCAGGAUUGAUGACUACUCAUGUACAGAGCAUGAUGAAUGCCUCACAAACCAGCACAACUGUGAUGAAAAUGCACUGUGUUUCAACACUGUGGGAGGGCAUAACUGUGUCUGCAAGCCAGGUUAUACUGGAAAUGGCACUGUGUGCAAAGCAUUCUGCAAAGAUGGUUGUAGAAAUGGGGGAGCCUGUAUUGCUUCAAAUGUCUGCGCCUGUCCACAGGGGUUCACUGGCCCAAGCUGUGAAACUGAUAUUGAUGAGUGUUCAGAUGGCUUUAUUCAGUGUGACAGCCGUGCCACCUGCAUUAACUUGCCUGGCUGGUACCACUGUGAGUGCAGGGAUGGCUACCAUGACAAUGGCAUGUUUUCACCUAGUGGAGAAUCAUGUGAAGACAUUGAUGAAUGUUCAACUGGGAGACACAGCUGUGCCAAUGACACAAUUUGCUUUAACUUGGAUGGUGGUUAUGACUGCCGGUGUCCCCAUGGGAAGAACUGCACAGGAGACUGCAUCCAUGAAGGCAAAAUCAAACACAACGGACAGAUAUGGGUUUUAGAGAAUGACCGGUGCUCUGUCUGUUCUUGCCAGAGUGGCUAUGUAAUGUGUCGGCGGAUGGUCUGUGAUUGUGAGAAUCCCACAGUUGAUCUGUUCUGCUGUCCUGAAUGUGAUCCAAGGCUCAGUAGUCAAUGUCUGCAUCAAAAUGGGGAGAUUUUAUACAAUAGUGGAGAUACUUGGGUUCAAAAUUGUCAACAGUGUCGAUGUUUGCAAGGUGAAGUCGACUGUUGGCCCUUGCCUUGUCCAGAGACGGAGUGUGAAUUCAGUAUACUCCCUGAGAAUGAAUGUUGUCCCCAUUGUGUCACUGAUCCCUGUCAAGCAGACACUUUUAGGAAUGAUAUCACCAAGACUUGUCUGGAUGAAACUAAUGUGGUCCGCUUCACUGGAUCAUCUUGGAUUAAACACGGCACAGAAUGCACCCUCUGCCAGUGCAAGAAUGGGCAUAUUUGUUGUUCAGUGGAUCCACAGUGCCUGCAGGAACUGUGAAGCUAAUGACCACGCUUCACAGACAGUUUCUGGUUUAAGAAUUUUAACUUUGCAAAAAGACUCAUAGACCAAAAAUUGUAUGAAACCAAAACUGAACCAAGAUCAGUUUUUCCUCCCCAAUUAAAGUGCAAAAAAAAAAAAAGCUAUAAUGUGAAUGAGCUGUCAGUUUCCUCAGUCUGAGUGAAACAUGUAAGGCUGAGUGGGAACAAAUUCAAAUAUAUAAACUGUUUGGAUGUGAGGUUCAGCUUGUGGUUCAUUUUGAAUUUGACACCAUUAUGUAAGAUAGCAGACUUGAGAAAAUUGACAUGUUGAGCAUAAAGAUGUCAAAAUCCUCAAGUGAACAGACAGUUUCCUGGAGCUUUGAGAAUGUAUCUCAUCCAUGACCACAGAGGGGGGUUUUAAGACCUAACCUACACUUUGAUUGCUCACUGCAAAUUUGCCAGAAAUCUGAAAACAAAGGAAAAUAAUGUAGGAAAUGCAGAACGUUGCAGCAACAUAUGUACAGCUCUGAGAAAAUGAUUCAAGUUAUUGUAAAAAAAAAAAAUAAUGCACAGGCAUGACUACUUAAUGUUUUCUGGGUGGGAAAAGUCAUCUAUAUUUCCUCGUUUGACUGCACUUAUUUCUUGAUUGAAUUUGUUCGGUAUAAGCUCGUUCUCGUGCAAAAAUUAAAUAAAUAUUUCUCUUACCUUA